This is a messenger RNA of Botrytis fragariae, 1275 nucleotides long. Its product is annotated as putative cytochrome p450 protein. NCBI's taxonomy places the organism in Eukaryota, Fungi, Ascomycota, Leotiomycetes, Helotiales, Sclerotiniaceae. The transcript is spliced from 4 exons. Gene Ontology annotation, molecular function: steroid hydroxylase activity; oxidoreductase activity, acting on paired donors, with incorporation or reduction of molecular oxygen; heme binding. The record is from RefSeq and is a predicted model, not a curated record. Bases 1 to 1275 code for a protein of 424 amino acids.
AUGAUCAAGUUUACUGACUCAGCGGGUAUAGUCUUGGGACAUGCCGUAUCCUUCUUCAAUGACGCCGACGGCACGUUUGCAUAUGGCAGAGCUACACCACAUGCCAUAGGAAAAAUGUGGGAACCUUCAUCCCAAAAGCUCAAUAGAGUUGGCGGCAACUGGUCUCCGAACAAACCACUUGCGCAUAUUGCCGAAACUAUCAUACGACAACAACUCCAACCCGGCCAACGGCUUGACAAGCUCCAACGCGUGUUUCUCUCCAGCGUUCAUAGUUCUAUGACUUGGGACAAAAUGACCUCGAAAGUUAUAUUACCUACGCCAUGGACCGAUUCCCGUACCGUGUCGCUCCUUGAGUGGACCAGAGAAGCGCUUAUGGAAGGAGCCACGACUUCUUUUUUUGGACCUAAGCUCCGUGAAAUUGAACCUGACCUUUUUGACAGCUUUUUUUCUUUCGACGACAGUAGCUGGAAACUGACUUACAAGAUUCUUGCUCCUUGGUCUAAUGAUAUGAAAGCUGCAAAAGCUAUUGGCCAGAAUGCUCUAACGAGGUAUUUCGAAAUUUCCACCAGUCAGCGUCCGGGUGCCUGCUGGCUCGUGGAAGCAUUGGAGAUUGAAAUGAAAGCUGUGGGUAUUCAAGCGCCUGAUAUCGCUGCCUAUCGUACGAUGAUCUAUUGGGUCCUUUUAGCCAAGAUACGGCUUAAACUUAAACUCAUCAUGGCAACUCCCGCAUCUCAGGAUCCCAACUCUCUUGCAAAUUCAUUUGUUCCUACAGCUACUCCCCAUUUUCUCGCCUUGUACCACGAAGUUUUGAGGCUUAUAACUUCAUCUGUGUCUGUUCGCAAUGUCGCAUCCCCUACUUACGUCGGUGGAAAAGAACUACAGCCAGGCGGCAGGGUUAUCAUUCCAUAUCGGCAGUUACUACUCAAUGAUGAAGUUUUCGGGGCCGAUGCUGGUGAAUUUCACCCGGAGAGGUUUAUGACCAAUGAUAAGCUGAAUGUAAACCCGAGCUACAGACCUUAUGGCGGUGGUUCAACUUACUGCCCGGGGCGAUUUCUGGCCAAGGCGGAGGUAUUAACUUGUGUUGCUUUAGCUCUGUGGAGAUUUGAUAUGCAACUCAUAGAUAAAGAAGAUAUUGGGAUUGAUAUUCAUGAAAAGAGCUUUGAGUCAAGGGCUAAGACACAAUUUCCACGUCUGGAGAUAAAGAAGCCUUGCUUAGGCAUUAUGGGUCCAGUGGAUGGAGAUGAUGUUUUCGUCAAUAUUUCCUGUAGGGCUUGA